This is a messenger RNA of Gaeumannomyces tritici R3-111a-1, 2076 nucleotides long. RefSeq names its product golgi transport complex component Cog5. Gene Ontology annotation, biological process: intra-Golgi vesicle-mediated transport. The coding region runs from base 74 to 1483 and encodes 469 amino acids. Gene Ontology annotation, cellular component: COG complex. The transcript has a single exon. NCBI's taxonomy places the organism in Eukaryota, Fungi, Ascomycota, Sordariomycetes, Magnaporthales, Magnaporthaceae. The record is from RefSeq and is a predicted model, not a curated record.
CACAGCUCCCUCCAAACACCCCAGCCCACGACACCACCCGUAACGGCCUGGCUGCCGUCUGCUGCCUCCAGGCAUGGUGGUCAACAGUCAGGACGAAGAGGACGCGUCCUAUAUCGACUACGAGACCUUCUUGGCCCCCGGCUUCAACCCCGCCGCCUUUGCCAACAGCCUCGUGCUCUCGACCAAUAACCCCAAUGACUCGCCCCUCGACCUAUCCACACCCCUCUCAAGGGUGCUCUUCGACAUCCAGGAGAUCGACUCGCACAUCGACCAGCUGACCACCCGCUCCGCCAUCCCACUGCUCACCCACACCGAGGAGCAGACCGCAGCGAGCGGCAGAAUCAUCACAGAGAUCGACGGCCAGGUUAAGGCCCUCAACGCGAGCUACAAGCAGCUCGAGAGGGAGGUCACCAAGAAGCAUGCCGAAGCCGACACCGUCCGCCAGGUCGCCUCGCGCCUGUGGGAGACGCUGAGGCUAGGCCGCUCCGUCGCCCGCUGCCUACAGCUGGGCCGCCAGCUCCAGGUUCAGCACUCGGAGCUUGCCGCUUCCGCCACGACGGCCGCGCGCAGGGAAGAUCACAAUGCGCUGGUCCGCUGCACGCACACCAUCUUGUCCCUGCGCGAGAUCCUAGAGCGCAAGGCCCCUGGGGAGGAGGGCCACGGCCUGGACCGCAUCGACGCCAUACGCUCCCUGCAGGAGACCGUCAUCGCACCCAUCGAGCGUUCGGUUCAGGAGCUCUCGGAGCGGAUAGUGCGGGAGUUUUCCAUAGGCUCAUCCUCAUCGUCCGGGGCGCCAGGCGGCGGCGGCCCGACCUUUGCCCAGAUGGAGGAGGCCAAGGCGCGCAUGGUUUCGGCUCUGGUGACGCUGUAUCUGCUGUCACCCACCGCCCUGGCUAAGAACGAAAGGUGGAGCCCCUCAGCCAUGGUGCAGGCGCUCGAGAUAUAUCUGCGCUCGGCGCUGCAGAGCAGCAUAGCAUCCCUGGCCCGCUCGCUCGCAGCCCUGCCGUCGCUCGAUCGGACCCUGGCCGAGGUGAGCGCGCGGUGCCAAAACAUCGUGGCACUCGAACUCGUCCUCGAGUCAACAAAGGCGCCUCCGCACCCCCUGAGGCUCCAUCCCCCAGCCGUUGUUGCAGCCGAAAAAGGCAAUCUUCUGCAACCACUGCUGGCCCAUCUCGAGACCGGCUCUCUGGCCUCGUACUUUUGGCGGACGAUGGCGAGCAGCCUCGCGACCCGGGUCCAGGAGAUCAUGAACCGGGGCGGCGUGUCUGCACGGACCCUGAGAUCCAACAAGAGCAACGUAGGGGAAGCCAUCAGGGAAUGCGUUGUUCGAGGAUGUCAGCUGCCAGGCGCCGCAGCAGCCGCUGGCGCACCGAAAGCGAAAGCUAAGGGCCAGGCCAUGGACGGCAGCACCGAAAAGGCCGGGGGCUGGGACCGGGAGAUUGCCGUCAUGGUCGGCAGCGUGGUGGGAAAUAUUGGGCGAUGAGUUUUCCUCAACCAAAAUACCAUACAAACGCCCACGUUGGCUGCACUGCUUGUGGGAGCUAAACUCUCGUUCAAGCCAUGUGAAGCCACUGUCACCCUAGAUCAUUCAUCAGGCGCUUUUCGUAAGUAUCCGAAAUGCUGUGGCGUAGGGCAGCUCUCGUUUAGCUUCUUCGGCCCUAUCGCGUGGCCGCUUUGGAGACUUGCCGCAUAUGUGAGGUGACCUGCGCCAGCAAGCACGGCGCCCAUCAAAUUCCCGCGAUCCUGUUACUCUCAACUGAGUUGCGAUUUCGUGUCUCCGAUGAUUGUGUCGUAAUUUCGCACCUGUGGUUAGCCUAACAGAUGUUGUGGUCCACCUAGCCCUGAACUAGCUAAGUUGCUUUGCCGGCUAAGCUGUGUUUAUAAACUGAAUGAGUUAUAUAUCUCUUUCAUACGGCAGCAUGUUGGAAAGCGCAGAAAGGGGUCGAGGCGCGCAGUUGGUGGCGCAGUUUACACAGGCCGGAUGGGUCUCAGUGGCCACCCCUGAGACCCUCAUCCAUGCCUUCUAGUAUGGAGUUAUCAACAAAUUUCAGAAGAACUGGAUGUUAUACACUUCAC